AUGGACGUGAUGGAGGAGACGCCGGGCGAUACGGAAACCGUCGAACAAUUUCAAUGGACAGAGGAACUUAUCUCGGUUAUCGGGUUUUUGCAGGAGUUGGCCCACAAGCACAGCCUCGAGCCCGACCAUCUUUCGCCAGGCGAGAGAGAUCCAGGUCUGACCAUCAAGGACAUGGGCGGAAAACUCGAAACCUGGGAGAAGCUGCAUUCGAUCCUUCUCCCUUCGAUCAAGGACCAGCUCACCUUGCUUCUAAAAUCGCUCGACCUAAUCGAUCCCAAGAAGAACCCAAAGCCGGUCACCGAUCAAACAAUCGAGAUCCUAUCAAAUCUCGACAAGACUCUAGAGAGCACUGUAUCGGCCAUUGUCUCCCUCACUCGAGAAGCACCUCUACCAGACGAGAAUCGUGAUCAGGGCCUAAAGAAAGUGAAAGUCUUUCGAUGCUCCUAUCUACACGAGAAUAUCCAGCGUCUGGUCGAACGCUUGAUCUAUCACCGGCUAUUCCUCCAGCUAAUUCCGAGAUUUGUCCUAUGGUGCGCUAGGGCAAAUACUCAUAUCGAAGAUGAUUCGCUUUUGAAGGAGGGAUCGGGUUUGAGAGCAGAUAUCCAGAUGUUUAUAUUUUAUUGCAAUGGGGUAAUCGCUAGAACGAUCAACUGGGGCCAAAGCUCCGACUGGGUUAAUAUCCACCGAGCAUGGAUCGAAGCAUACCUGAGACUUGGUGAAGCCCUAGAGACAUUCACUUGGCGGACCAACCUCACAAUUCAAGGAACACCGGACGCUGAUCCUAACGAGAAUAACGAGACAAACCCCACAACAGAAUUGAUUGGCAAAGUAGUCAAGUCAGGCAUACCGCUGAUCAAACUAGCAAGGAUCUUGACCAGGAAAACUUCAGAAAACCUCUUGAAGAAACGGAUAUCAACAUUGGAUACAACCCUAGAACUCAACUCGGAGACGAUCAAGCAGUUACACGAAACCCCUGAUUCGAUGCUCCGGCUCUACUACCUGUCCAGCCUCUCAUGCUUUCCUGACCGCUCAGGUCGAGUAAUCCCAGUUGAUCAACAAAACUCCAUCCGCUCUGUAAUCCAAAGCCUUCCACAGGACAUGGAAUCCGCCUUAACCGUUCUAGAUUCGUGUCUUAUUCCCCUCCUGGCCAAAAUUAAUCAUGAUCCACCCGACGGACAAUGGUCGGCUUUCCUUCUGGACUUGAAGCAAUCGUGGGACAAGGCAAGUGAUCAUUUGAUGGAUGUUCUCUUGCCCUUUCAAGUUGAACGCACAGCUUGA
Messenger RNA from Puccinia triticina, 1278 nucleotides. RefSeq lists its product as uncharacterized. Lineage: Eukaryota; Fungi; Basidiomycota; Pucciniomycetes; Pucciniales; Pucciniaceae. The record is from RefSeq and is a predicted model, not a curated record. Bases 1 to 1278 code for a protein of 425 amino acids. The transcript has 2 exons.